GAGAAACGAUAAUGCACUCGAGGCUAGUUCCUGCUUGAUUAAUAAACAAACUGAUAUGAAGCAAGGAGGCCAGUGGGGGGAGCUCUAGCCUAUACCCAUGACAAAACAGAAGCAAGAGCAAGCUGCCGCCGAAAGCCCCAGCCCCGCUCUCUUCUCCCUCCACCCUACACUUUUCUUCAUGUUCUCGUCACUAGAUUCCAACUUCCAGUUCAUCACCGCCCCGGCCAGGAGGCAGCCGGCGACGACCAAGGCGGACGAGGACGAACCUUCGCACUCGCAGGGCGAUGACCGGAAGCUGCCGGCCAUGGAUCAUGCCAGGAAGCGCCACCAGGAGAAGGGCUUCCUUUAUGACUGCUUCUUCGUGUUGUGCUGCUGCUUCUUCUGUCAUGAAGCCUGCGAGCACUGCCUCAAGUGCUUCUGCUGCUGCCUCUACAAAGACGAGUGACCGACCAACCGGUCCGGAAUCGGCGCUCAUCCGAAGAUAAACCCUGUGGACUUGUGAUUGUAUAUUUUUCAGUUUGGUUGCCAAUUUGCACCAUUUUAGUGCACUGGUGUAGUAAAGUCCAUGCGUGUACAUCUGGAAUUGAUCUUCCCCAUGCUUUGCUCAUGCCCCUGCAUCUGAAAACUGUAUGCCAAGAGACCCAGAGUGAGAAUACUGGUAUUCAGCAGAAGCAUACAGACUUUCUUUGUUGUUGUUGUUGUACAUUA
This is a messenger RNA of Hordeum vulgare subsp. vulgare (domesticated barley), 708 nucleotides long. RefSeq lists its product as uncharacterized. The record is from RefSeq and is a predicted model, not a curated record. Bases 98 to 445 code for a protein of 115 amino acids. NCBI's taxonomy places the organism in Eukaryota, Viridiplantae, Streptophyta, Magnoliopsida, Poales, Poaceae. The transcript has 2 exons.